CAUUAACAAGUACAAAUGUCCUCUGUUUGUCUCCCGGUCUUAUCUCGGCUCCACAUGCCUACGUUUCUUUUCUUUUCUCCCAACAGGUCACCAACCAAAGUUGCGCAGCCAACCCCAAAGGAACUAGCCGGUGGUCCCCCCCAGACAACAGAUUGCGAGCCGAGAGCGCUGGACGUCAAGCAAAAUGACCCCAGAGAGAUCAUCGACAACAUUAUAGAAGAAAGCCAGAAGACGCAUCAGCUGGAAGAGGAAGAUCCUUUGGGCCCGCCUGAAAAUGUUCUGGCCAACUCCUCGCCAGAGGCAAAUCCGUGGAUUUCCAGGGCAGACCUUCUCCAGCACAUUCCCGAACUGUUGGUUGCGGAAACGGUGGCGCAAGGGGACGGCGAAGCCCCAUUGGAUCAUGGCCCUCUUGUGCCAAACGGCGGGGAAGCCAGGCUGGGCUUGGCGCCACCCGGCAGCGAUGCAGCGGAACGUCGAGACGGGGAAGCCCCUUCAGCGGAAGCUGCGGCAGAGACCAAACCGCCGGAAGCCACCCACGAGGGACCGAAGAUGGAGGAAGAAGCCAAUGUGAGCCCAGCGGACGCCUUAGACCCGCCGACCGCCUCCGAUUCCUCGCCCGCCAAAGAGUCUCCCCCAGGCGACGAGGCGGCUCCCGCUAAACCUCCGCGCCAAAUCUCUCCGGAGCCAGACAUCGUCGCCAGCACCAAGAAGUCCAUCCCACUGGUUGCCGACUCCGGGUUGGGCCACAGUCGCCAGGGGCUGCCGCCUCCCUCAUCUGUUCCCUUUGCUCCAGUUCCCAGGGAAGGCUUUUCAACGGGUGGCCUCUUGCCCCCCGCCACGUCCAUGGAUUCCCUGGCCAAAGACUCUCAGCCCUCUUUGGAUCUGGCCAGCGCCACCAGCGGGGACAAAAUCGUCACGGCGCAGGAGAACGGGAAGUCGGCCGACGGGCAGGUGGUCAUGAGUGAAGUCAUAGGGCCUCAGAGACCCCGGUCGAAUUCUGGCAGAGAGCUGACGGACGAGGAAAUCCUGGCCAGCGUCAUGAUCAAGAACCUGGACACAGGCGAGGAGAUCCCUCUGAGUCUGGCCGAGGAGAAGCUGCCCACAGGCAUCAACCCCCUGACGCUGCAUAUCAUGAGGCGGACCAAGGAAUACGUCAGCAACGAGGGGGCCCAGUCGGACGACGAGGACAAGAUGCAGUCUCAGUCAAGCGACACAGACGGAGGGCGGUUGAAACAGAAAACGACCCAGCUGAGAAAGUUCUUCGGCAAAUCGGUCAAGAAGGCGAGGCACCUGGCCGAAGAGUACGGAGAGCGGGCCGUCAAUAAAGUGAAGAGCGUCCGGGAUGAAGUCUUCCACACGGACCAGGACGACCCAUCCUCCAGCGAUGACGAAGGGAUGCCCUAUACCCGGCCCGUGAAAUUCAAAGCGGCCCACGGCUUCAAGGGGCCCUAUGACUUCGAGCAGAUCAGAGUCGUCCAGGACCUCAGCGGGGAGCACAUGGGUGCCGUUUGGACCAUGAAGUUCUCUCACUGCGGCCGGCUGCUGGCCUCGGCGGGUCAGGACAACGUGGUGAGGAUCUGGGUGCUGAAGAACGCCUUUGACUACUUCAAUAACAUGCGGAUGAAGUACAACACUGAAGGCCGAGUGUCCCCUUCGCCGUCUCAGGAGAGUCUGAAUUCGUCCAAGUCGGAUAACGAUAUGGGGAUUUGCAGCAGCGCCGAUGAGGACCCGGACGAUAAAAGCACGCCCUUCCGCCAGCGGCCGUUCUGCAAAUACAAGGGGCACACCGCCGAUCUCCUGGAUUUGUCCUGGUCUAAAAAUUACUUUCUACUCUCCUCAUCCAUGGAUAAGACCGUCAGGCUGUGGCACAUAUCCAGGCGGGAGUGUCUGUGUUGUUUCCAACACAUUGACUUUGUCACUGCUAUUGCCUUUCAUCCUAGAGAUGACAGGUAUUUUUUAAGCGGCUCCCUGGACGGGAAGCUUCGGCUCUGGAACAUUCCCGACAAGAAAGUGGCGCUGUGGAAUGAAGUGGACGGGCAGACCAAGCUGAUCACGGCGGCCAACUUCUGCCAGAACGGCAAAUACGCUGUGAUUGGCACUUACGACGGCCGGUGCAUCUUCUAUGACACAGAGCACCUGAAGUAUCACACACAGAUACAUGUGCGGUCAACCCGAGGGCGGAAUCGAGUCGGAAGAAAGAUCACCGGGAUUGAGCCCUUGCCGGGAGAAAAUAAGAUCCUCGUGACGUCAAACGACUCCCGGAUCCGGCUGUACGAUCUGCGGGAUUUGUCCCUGUCUAUGAAAUACAAGGGCUACGUCAACAGCAGCAGCCAGAUCAAAGCUAGUUUCAGCCACGACUUCACCUACAUCGUCAGUGGUUCAGAAGAUAAAUACGUUUACAUCUGGAGCACGUACCACGACUUGAGCAAAUUUACUUCUGUCCGGAGAGACCGCAAUGACUUCUGGGAAGGUGUCAAAGCCCAUAACGCAGUGGUCACCUCCGCCAUUUUUGCUCCCAACCCCAGUUUGAUGGUCCUGUCGGAGUCGUCGGAAAAGCCGGAGCCCGAGAGCAAAACGGAAGAUUCCGAGUCCACGGAUCCUAUUCCUUCUGGAGCCCUGAAGACAGACCACACGGAAGUGCUCCUCUCGGCCGAUUUUACCGGAGCCAUCAAAGUCUUCAUUAACAAGAAGAAAAACGCACUUUAAACGAAAAAAAAAAUCAUGGGUGACUUGGACAGCGUCGUGAUCAUGGUACCUGGGUGGGAAUCAUGCGAUCCUUCCGUGGGGCAAAGUAGAAUAAUAAUAGCUGUCGGAGGCUGGCUUAGCCUUUCAAACUCUUUCAUUUCCCAAAGCUGCCCUGUUAGACCUCCUCGGGGGGGUGUGCGCGUGCGUGCGUGUGUAUGAAGCACCCUCCAAGUGGUUAACUUCCCCACACCCUGGCUUUUUCGAUUGGAGGGGGAGCGCAAGUAAAGAGGCUGGAGGGGUUUCGGCGUUGAAUUUUCUGAACCGCCCUUUGCAAAAGGAUGAGUGCCCCGUGCACAGGAUUAUGCGUGAAAAGGGCGAGGUUUUCCGUGCCUUGGGGGAGAGGGUUCGCCUACACCAAAUUGAGAAGGGGAGAGAAUUUGAUCUGGAUGCCCCUUCCUCCUCUCCCCCACUCCCCAGGAGAUGUUGUGCGCUCACGGAGGCCAAGUGGCCCUCUUCGCCCUUCGCCAGCAAGAGCUGAUUUUUAAUUUUUAUUUUUUUGCCCUUUGUGUUCAGAGCUGGAUUUUUGGCUGGGCCCUUUACAUUCUCUGAUUUCCCUUCCUGCUCCCUUGCCUCCGGUGGAUUAACUGCAACCACAAAUCAGUGUUUUAUAACGUGAGGUUUUGUUGUUUUCUAAUCAUCGUGCACUCUUAGAUUCCUUUCUUAAUAUAUAAUUUUAUUUUUAUUUGCACACUGGAGCACAAUAUUUCUAUGAAAGAGACUCCCAUUCCUUAUUCCAGGGGCACUGCGUUCUGCUCACCGUAAAAUAUAUAUAUAUAUAAAACUUAAAAUAUAUAUAUAUAUAUAAAACUUAAGCUGCAUUAGGAACAAUUCCUAUAUUUUACAACAGUGUAAAAUAAAUUGUUUACAUAUUUUUUAAAAGCAUUGUAGUUGAAACUUUAAGUUUUUUGUUUCUCUUUCGGUCUGUUGUUUAGAGCUAACUGAACUUAAAAGGUCUUUUGUAAAUAGUUGUAAAUCCUACCAAUGAAAUGACAUUUAGGGGUGCUGAAGCCCUCAAAAUGCCGUUGAUGGUUCCUGUUCCCGAAAAAUGAAAGCUGUAUCAUUAAAAAUGGGUCAUUCAAAGAAG
This is a messenger RNA of Pogona vitticeps (central bearded dragon), 3829 nucleotides long. The record is from RefSeq and is a predicted model, not a curated record. Lineage: Eukaryota; Metazoa; Chordata; Lepidosauria; Squamata; Agamidae.